AUGUCCACCGAUACCCUUGUCCCCAUUCUCAUCUACCUCACCGGCGAGACCCGCACCAACGAGGUGGUCCUGGUCGACGAAAACGUCUCCUCCUUUGAGGAAUUCGCCGAAGCGCUCUACACCAGUCUGCGUCCCAAGAUUCCCGAUUACUAUCUGGAAAGCGGAGAGCGGAGCAUCACGAAGGCCUUUGUGACAUGGCAGCCUUCGGAUAUUUUCCCCCGGGAGACGGAAAUCGUGGAGGGGAACAUUCAGGCUGUUCUGAGGCUGCUCGCGGCGCGGAGAGGGGUCGAUACCGUUCGGGUGUGGCUUAAUGAGAUUGAUUAA
Aspergillus fumigatus Af293 is the source of this 324-nucleotide messenger RNA. RefSeq lists its product as uncharacterized. The record is from RefSeq and is a predicted model, not a curated record. Lineage: Eukaryota; Fungi; Ascomycota; Eurotiomycetes; Eurotiales; Aspergillaceae.